Danio aesculapii is the source of this 1502-nucleotide messenger RNA. RefSeq names its product N-ethylmaleimide-sensitive factor attachment protein, alpha b (gene napab). The record is from RefSeq and is a predicted model, not a curated record. Gene Ontology annotation, molecular function: syntaxin binding; soluble NSF attachment protein activity. Gene Ontology annotation, cellular component: terminal bouton; synaptobrevin 2-SNAP-25-syntaxin-1a complex; vacuolar membrane. The transcript is spliced from 11 exons. NCBI's taxonomy places the organism in Eukaryota, Metazoa, Chordata, Actinopteri, Cypriniformes, Danionidae. The coding region runs from base 81 to 968 and encodes 295 amino acids. Gene Ontology annotation, biological process: intracellular protein transport; SNARE complex disassembly; synaptic transmission, glutamatergic.
UGUUGGAGGUUUCCGCAGAGAUGUGUUGAUGUGGCUGGAUUCCAGAGUUUGCUGCUAAAGUUGAACUGUAAACAAUAUUCAUGGAUAACACCGGUAAAGAGAAGGAAGCCACGGCUCUCAUGGCAGAAGCCGAGAAAAAAGUCAAAUCCUCGCAGUCCUUCUUUGGCUCUCUGUUUGGGGGCUCUUCAAAGAUGGAGGACGCAUGUGAUCUGUAUGGAAGGGCUGCAAACAUGUUCAAGAUGGCCAAGAACUGGAGUGCUGCAGGAAACGCUUUUUCUCAGGCGGCUCUUCUACACCUGCAGAUGCAGAGUAAACAUGAUGCAGCCACAAACUUCAUUGAUGCCGGCAAUGCCUUUAAAAAGUCAGACCCCCAAGAGGCCAUAAACUGCUUGAACAGGGCCAUUGAGAUCUAUACAGACAUGGGCCGAUUUACAAUCGCAGCGAAACACCACGUCACCAUUGCUGAAGUUUAUGAGACUGAACUGGUCGACAUUGACAAGGCCAUUGCUCACUACGAACAGGCGGCAGACUAUUAUAAAGGCGAGGAGUCCACAAGUUCAGCCAACAAGUGUCUUCUUAAAGUUGCCACCUAUGCAGCUCAACUGGAACAGUACCCUAAAGCCAUCGAGAUCUAUGAACAGGUUGCAACACAUGCGAUGGACAGCACUUUACUGAAAUACAGCGCAAAGGACUAUUUCUUUAAAGCCGCACUCUGUCACUUCUGUGUUGACAUGCUGAACGCUAAGCUUGCCCUUCAGAAAUACGAAGAAAUGUUUCCAGCCUUCUCAGAUUCUCGUGAAUGCAAACUCAUGAAGAAACUUUUAGACGCCUUUGAGGAGCAGAAUGUGGAUGCGUACACAGAUGCUGUGAAGGAGUACGACACCAUCUCACGGUUGGAUCAGUGGCUUACAACCAUGCUGCUUCGUAUCAAGAAGAACAUACAGGACGAAGAAAACGGCCUUCGCUAAAACCUCCCUUUCGCUUCUGCUUUUUUUUUUUUUUGGGCCGACUAUCACCAUCUCUCUCAUUUACCAGCCACUCGACUCUCAGUGCCUUAAUUUCCACACUUUACCUCAAACAAAUCUCUCUCUUACAUGGCAUGCUGCUCAAACAUGGACACAGCCGCACCACCAGACCCCUUAAAGAACACUAAAUAAAGAAAGGCUGGGUGUUUAAAUGGGAUUUGAUUUGAUUUGGGGGAGUUUGUGCACGAGACGUAAAACCAACUACAUUAAUAUUUGGUGUGCUGUGCACGCCUACUUUCAGAAGUGCCUUGUGCUCUGGCUGACGUAGAGCACCUGUACUCCUGAGCACAAACAACCCUUUGUUCAAUCUAUUAACCUCUUUAGUGGAGAUAUAUUUUAAAUACCAAAUCUUGUAUCCCUGCAUAUUUUUGCUUGCUGAUUUGUGCAUGGACUAAUCUCGAAAUAUGAUUUGAAAUGCUGUUCGUUUUUUUUUUUUUGUAUUUUGACAUAAGAGAGUAAAAGAAAGACUGAUUCAGA